This is a messenger RNA of Geodia barretti, 4036 nucleotides long. NCBI's taxonomy places the organism in Eukaryota, Metazoa, Porifera, Demospongiae, Tetractinellida, Geodiidae. The record is from the annotation of a GenBank genome assembly.
AAGAGAGUGCGCUCCAAUUGAAGUCGUGAACUUCCACGUGCGUUGCGAAGCAAGCGUAGCUCGAGUGUGCAGAAGAAGCAUGGGUAAACGAAAGAAGAAGGGAGAGUGCGGCGCGGCCACCAGCUACAUCUCCCGAAACCAGGCUCUGAAGAAACUGCAGCUGUCCCUCUCCGACUUCAGGCGACUAUGUAUACUAAAAGGCAUCUACCCCCACGAGCCACCUAACGUGAAGAAAGUGAAUAAAGGGAGCACGGCUCAGAGAACGUUCUACUACUACAAAGACAUUCAGUUUCUGGCCCACGAGCCGCUGCUGGAGAAAUUCCGAGAGUUCAAGGAGUUCAUGAAGAGGGUGAGGCGAGCGGCGCACAAGAAAAACCCCGCCAAGGCGGAGAAGAUGAUGGAGAAGAAGCCUGUGUAUGCUCUAGACCACAUCGUGAGAGAGAGGUAUCCAACGUUCACGGAUGCCCUGAGGGACAUUGACGAUGCCCUGACAAUGAUUUUUCUAUUCUCAACUCUCCCUCAGUACAGGAGACUGCAGGCCCAGGUGGUCCACAACUGCAAGAGACUGUGCGUGGAGUUCAUGCACUUCCUCAUCGAGUCAAGAUCUCUCAGAAAAGUGUUUUUGUCGAUCAAGGGUAUCUAUUACCAGGCUGAAAUACAGGGGCAGACCAUCACGUGGAUUACUCCUUACUCCUUCACUCAAAAGAUGCCAAGUGAUGUAGAUUUCAGAGUGAUGCUGACGUUUGUGGAGUUCUAUGCUACGCUUGUCGGAUUCAUCAACUUCAAACUUUACCACAGUCUCAACUUGAAGUACCCUCCUCAGAUUGAGGGGCUCACCCCUCUCCCCGAGGCAGCCGUAAUCCCUUCUCAAGUGGUGGAAGAUGAAGACUCCUUACUGUUGUCGGAUGACCAUACUGAGGUACUGGCAUCUCUGGGUCACAGCUUGGCUAGAGUUGUAGUGGAAGAGGCGGGUGAUGAGGCAGAUGAUGAUGAAGAGGAGAUCCCUGUGGAAAUGAGUAUCCUAGUUUUCCUUAAAUGUGUGACGGUUUGCUCUGCUCAAAAGACCAUGUGUUUCGGAGGUGCUGCGUCGUGGGAGACGACCUCUGGUAAGGGAGCGAGUUUCUCGGAACCGGACGAGGGUGUGACACACCAGGUGGUGGAUCGACCUCUCCAGGCACACCGGUUCCUCGGGAGGCACUACGUCCAGCCUCAGUGGGUGCUUGACAGCGUGAACCGUGGCCGACUCCUACCGACCUCUGAGUACUCCCCCGGCUCUGUCCUGCCGCCUCAUCUCUCUCCGUUUGUGUGUGAGGGAGCAGACGACUACGUCCCUCCGGAGAGACAGAUGGAGCUCAGAGAAGAGGCAGAGGAGGAAGAGGAGGAAGGAGACAUGGAAACUGAAGACCAGAAGGUUACAGAGAGAGUGCUUCCCACUGUUCCGGUAGCUAAAGUGCCAAAUGUGGUGGGUACUGUGGUCAGAGAGACGGAGGUUGGGUCAGGAGGAGAGGAAGAAGGAGAGGAGGAAGGAGAGGAGGGAGAGGCAGCUAAAAAGCGGCGAAGGGAGGAAAAGAAGCUGGCCAUCAUGAUGAUGCCCAAAAGACGCAGGAGACUCUAUGAGAAGGCAAUCCUUCGGCAGAGGAAUGCUCCGGACAAGCCAGUUCUUCAAGUAAUGAACAUGAAGAAGAUCCAAUCAGAGCAGCAGGCGGCUGAGCGCUAUCGCCUGCAGGUGUCGGACGGACUCAACUUCCAGCCCUGCAUGCUGGCCACUCAGAUGAACCAGAAGAUCGCCAGUGGGGAGUUGGACAGGUUCAGCAUCGUCAGGGUCAUCCGAUAUCUCUGUAACACCAUCCACGACAGGAGGAUCAUCAUCAUAAUCCAGAUGGAGGUGUUGUGUCGUGGGUCAGAGGUCGGGGGUCCUAUCGGGAAACCAGAGGCCCUGGAGCUGCUCAAGGUCUCCGGAGAUCAGAAUGGAGGAGGGGGCGGAGCUUCGAGACCAGCGGCCGCUGGCGGAGGAGGAGAGAGUUACAAUUCCUACAAUGGAGGGAGUGCCUCAAACUCUCGAGCUAGCUACUCAUCGCCUCGCUCUGCCGACCCUCCCAAACCAUACUCCAGUGCAGCACCCCCGAGUAGGCCAGGGAUAGACGUCAGUCCGGGCUCCUCCAGCCAACGUACCGUCUUCCCCAUUGCAAGUCUCAGCCCCUACCAAUCUAAGUGGACAAUUCGAGUGCGAGUGGCGUCCAAACCUUCCAUCAGGACGUGGAGCAACUCUCGUGGGGAGGGGAGAGUCCUCAAUGUCGACCUGGUCGAUGAGACAGGAGAAAUAAGAGCUGUGGGGUUCAACGAAAUGGCAGACAAGAUGCAGGGCCUUUUGGAGCUGGGACAAGUGUACUUUGUGUCCAGGGGAAGGCUGAAACCAGCAAACAAGAAAUUCUCGUCUGUCAAGAACGACUACGAGUUGAUGUUGGGCGAUGAGACUUCAAUCGAAUUGUGUACGGAAGGGGCUCCGGACCUGCCCACUCUCCAAUACAACUUUACCACUAUUGCUGAGAUUGAGAACAUUGAACCAAACACACUCAUUGAUGUGAUAGGGGUGUGCAAGUCUGCAGCUGAAGUGACAAGUGUCACAUCUCGAUCCACCGGAAAACAGAUCCCCAAACGGGACGUCCAGUUGAUGGAUCGGUCGGGCAAAGUGGUGAGCCUGACACUAUGGGGAUCAGAGGCAGAGGCAUUCGACGGUUCCUCCUGUCCUGUGAUUGCACUCAAGGGCUGCAAGGUGUCUGACUAUGGUCAGGCAGCUGGGUUCCUGACCGUAGACCAGGUGAGAGAGUUGGAUCUUGGCCACGGAGAAAAGCCAGAUUACUUCAACUGCAAGGCCACCAUCACCUUCUGCAGGAAAGACAACUGCCUCUACAAGGCAUGUUCGAAUGCCGACUGCAACAAGAAAGUGACAGAACACGAGGGGCAGUACACCUGUGAGAAGUGCAACCAGACGUCACCAAACUUUAAAUACAGGAUCGUCCUUUCAAUCAGCACGGCUGACUACUCUGGAAGUCAGUAUCUCACGUGUUUCCAGGAGACGGCCAUGGAGGUCCUGGGUACGUCUGCCGAAGAUCUGGGGAGCAUGAAGGAGUCUGACGAACAGGCUUUCGACAACGUGUUCCAGCAGGCCAACUUCAAGGAGUACACCUUCAGAGUCAGAACUAAGAUGGACACGUUCAAUGACGAGCAGAGGUUAAAGUGCUACUGCGUAGCGGCCACUCCGGUCACCUAUGCCCAGGAGACAAGACGUCGCAUCGAGGAGAUACGAGCAAUGCUGGCUUGAGGGAUUGACACAAACUUAUACUAGCUAUAACAUAGCGUCGUUGCUGUAUUGUGCCGUGUAGAUGUGAGGAACGUGAUGACUUCAUUAUACAUAUGACUGUUGUAUUGUUCUGUGACUGUUAAUCUCAAUCUUUCAGUCAAAGUCGUCUUCUUCUGUUGGUUCUUCUGCCCCUAAGCCCAGCAUGAAUGGUUCCACCUCAAGAUUCAGCUCUGGCAGGUGGAAAAGGGUGUGGUCCAUAGGCUCACUGUCCUCUCCACCGCCCAGUGUGCUGUUGGCUGGAGGCAGGGAGCUGAGUCUCGGCGGCUCCUCUGGUUCUCCGCUCACGUGUGCCUGGAUUAGCCGCUGGAUUGUCACCUGCUCAGCUUUCAGUACUUUGAGUUGCUGCAAGAUGGCCUCUCUGGCCUCACGCAGCUGGUCCCGCUCUCUCUCCAGCGGCCUCCUCAGCCUUUCCAACGUUAGCUGCUGCCCAGACGUCAUCCCGAAGACGCAUUGUUCCAAACGGAGCGCACCAACAUUGGCCCGCGUAUUUUUCCACUGACAAUAAAAUAUGACUGGACAAGCGAGUGCAAAAAUAUCUAUAGCUAAAAUUUGAGCGUCGGAAGUGCCGCCUUGUGAACUGGUUUUGCUCGGGCAGUCCGUGAAUUUUGGAGGCCCCGAGGUGCAAAUCUGAGCCCUUUGGUUGGUGGUGCCUUUGGUCUCUGUUUCUGAGCACGA